AUGCUGCAAAGUCCGACAGGGCCCUCCAGUUGGCUGCGAACGUCACCGCUCGAAAUCCUCAUCACCCGCGCCUGUGAACCGUCUCUUCCUGAACCCAACUAUGCACUGCAUCUGGAGGUAGCAGAGUACAUCAACCAGAAAAAAGCGAACAAUCCUCGAGAGGCUGCAAUGACGAUUGCUCGUUUGGCCAACCACAGGAACCCUCACAUAGCCAUUCUCUCCCUCGCCCUCCUCGAUACCCUCGUCCAAUCUUGCGGAUACCCAUUCCAUCUUCAGAUCUCAACCAAGGAGUUCCUCAAUGAGUUAGUACGCCGCUUUCCCGAGCGUCCACCCCCGUUCCCUGGUCCUGUCAUGUCCAGAAUACUGGAGCUUAUUCACGGGUGGAAAGAAGGCAUUUGCACGGAGAGCAGAUGGAAGGAGGAUCUGGGUAACAUUCGUGAUAUGCACCGUCUGUUGACGUUCAAAGGAUACCGCUUCAGAGAUACAGGUCGAUCUACGAAUGCUGCUGCCGCAGCCACUGCCAACCUAAAAACGGCAGAGCAGCUCGAGGAGGAAGACCGGGCUGCCCAGUCCGCCAAACUGCAGGAGCUCAUCAGACGAGGGACACCCCGCGACCUUGCUGCUGCCCAGGAGCUAAUGAAAUCGCUCGCUGGUGCAAAUCCCGAUGCGAAACCUGAUUAUCGGACGCAAGCUCUCAACGAACUCAACAAACUCGAACAGAAAGUGAUCCUGUUGAAUGAGAUGCUGGAUAAUGUGGACAGGGAAAGGGGUGAAAAGUUUGCGACUGGCGACGCAUAUGAUCAAGUGUCAUCAAUUCUGAGCGCUGCACGACCGAAGCUACAAAAGUGGGUAUCGGAUGCGGAGACAGAUGACCCAGAGUCGCUCGAUACUUUCUUGCAGAUCAACGACCAGAUUAACACCGUCUUGGACCGCUAUGAGGCUUUCAAAAAAGGGGACUACUCCUUUGCUGCGAAUCCCAUUCCCCGAGAGCUCGCCGGUUCAAGUACGGACGCGGGCCAAGGCAUCGGGAAGUUGACGACACGUCAGCACCUACCGGCGGAGAAGCAGCACCCACAAACGAUCUCUCCGGUCUCUUCGCUGCUCCAAUACAGCAGCCUAUUCAACAAUCACAACAGCAGUUCGGGUAUGGGAUGCCUGCAGGAGGUUUCGGUAUGGGUGUCCAGCAACCUCAAUUACAGCAGCUGCAGCACCAGCAAUCGCCACCCCAGCAACCCUUUGCCCCAGCGCCCAUGUUUCACAACGGUGCCGGCUUCAGACCAGGAGCAGCCGUGUCGCCUGCAUACCCAACGCAGACCACGCCGCCUGCGGCGAUCGUCCUGCCCGGCACCCCUGGAUCGCAGCGCUCGACGCCUGCGCCGGCUGCCCAGGCGCAGAAGCCCAAUUACUUCGCUAAUGGCGGUGCCCCGGUCGGAGCGGGGGGCAUGGGUUCAGGUAUGGGCGUGGGUAUGGGCCAGGGAGUGCCAAUGGGUGCUGGGAUGA
Cyclocybe aegerita is the source of this 1500-nucleotide messenger RNA. The record is from the annotation of a GenBank genome assembly. Lineage: Eukaryota; Fungi; Basidiomycota; Agaricomycetes; Agaricales; Hemipholiotaceae.